AUGGAGAGGGAACCAUGGAACUUCAAGGAGGAUGAGCUCCAAAGGGUUUGGGCUACAAUCGCUGAUGGAGUACUCUUCCUCAAGGUCAAGGCAGCUCAGAUCAGGAGCCCAGUGUUGAGAUAUGUGCACAAGGCACUUGCCAACACCUUCUUUGCAAGGAAGGCACUGGGACAAUCAACGAGGGAGAAGUCAAGCUCCUUGACAUGGGAAUCAAGCCCAUCAUCUCACGCACAAGCGAUGGGAGAAAUCAGGGGAGAUAGAUCUGCAGGGAACUCAUGCCUCUCCUUGACCAGCUCUCCUCCUACAAGACAGCCUUACAACACUAGGCACAAAGAGGAAGGAAGCUUAGUGUUGGAGGGUCAUCACACCUAUCUCUGUGCUGCUGGAGUCCAUGGACAAGAGAGCUACUGA
Molecule: messenger RNA, 411 nt
Organism: Microthlaspi erraticum
Lineage: Eukaryota; Viridiplantae; Streptophyta; Magnoliopsida; Brassicales; Brassicaceae
Source: the annotation of a GenBank genome assembly